Vittaforma corneae ATCC 50505 is the source of this 324-nucleotide messenger RNA. RefSeq lists its product as uncharacterized. The transcript has a single exon. Gene Ontology annotation, cellular component: cytosolic large ribosomal subunit. Lineage: Eukaryota; Fungi; Microsporidia; Nosematidae. Gene Ontology annotation, molecular function: RNA binding; structural constituent of ribosome. The record is from RefSeq and is a predicted model, not a curated record. The coding region runs from base 1 to 324 and encodes 107 amino acids.
AUGGCCAAGAAAAUAACCAAGCAGACAGGAAUCAGCACUCAGCUGCCCUUGGCAAUGCGCACUGGAAAGUUUGCCGCAGGCUUUAAAAGAACUCUUCUAAAUAUCAUAAAGAACAAAGCACAGUGUGUUAUUGUGGCGGCAAACAUACCAGAAGAUAUGAGAAGACUCCUAGAGUACUACUGUGUCUUGUCCAACAAUACGCCAAUGAAGUUCUAUGAAGGAAGCAACAAUGAGCUUUCUGUCCUUGCUGGAUUAAAAUUCAGAACGUCUGUUAUUUCAAUUCUAGAUCAAGGAGAGGCAGACUUAAUUGGACAAGCUGAAUAA